This is a messenger RNA of Malania oleifera, 2732 nucleotides long. RefSeq names its product probable galacturonosyltransferase 7. The transcript is spliced from 9 exons. The coding region runs from base 333 to 2192 and encodes 619 amino acids. Gene Ontology annotation, molecular function: polygalacturonate 4-alpha-galacturonosyltransferase activity. The record is from RefSeq and is a predicted model, not a curated record. NCBI's taxonomy places the organism in Eukaryota, Viridiplantae, Streptophyta, Magnoliopsida, Santalales, Ximeniaceae.
CACUGCGCUUUGGUUAGAUCUCGCUUAUUAGCCAGUUUGGAUCCCACUCAGCGAAUGCGCGAGUCGCUCGAACGCGUUCCCCUGGAACAAUCACAACGCUGCUGGUAACAGUGUGUUCCUUUCAGACUGAGAAAGCGCGCAGAUCGAAGGAAGAUGAGGGAAAGGAUGUUUUCUUUGUUUGUGAGUUUCAGAAUCCCGCAUUGCAGGUAGAAAUCGGUUGUUUGGAAAAUCCGGCUUGAGAAUUUUCGUGGAAAGGAAUAGAAAAGAGAAAACGGAAGUGGAGGGAAGGAAAAGGGCGGAGAAGGAAGCAGAGGGAGAGGGGCGCGGAGCCGAUGAAGGGCGGGAUAGGCGGUGGGGGUUCUUACUCUCUUCCUGCGAAACGGCGAUGGAGAGGGCUCGCAAUUGCGGUCUUAUGCCUCGUUUUCCUCUCCAUGCUCGUUCCGCUCGUCUUCUUGCUUGGCCUCCACAACGGUUUUCCGUCCGCAGGAUACCUGUAUGAUCAACAACCUGCAGUUUCUGGUCAAUUAAGGCAUGUAGAUGAGCUUAUGAAAAGAUUGGGGCCAACUCUCUCAAAGGAUGUUAUUCAAAACUUUGUCAAGGAAGUUGAAAAUGAAACCACUGGUAGGGGCGCCAUUCAAGUCACUAAUCAAAAAGGUUCCCCUAUGCCGCCUUAUGUUGUGCCGAAAGCACCUUCCAAUAAAAAUAGCCCAAGGGUUGAUAGUGUAGGGAAAGUCACUGGACGUAGGAAAGCUGUUGAUGAUGAAAGUGGAAAAUCUUGUGAGCUGAAAUAUGGGAGUUACUGCCUUUGGCGUCAGGAAAAUAGGGAAGAAAUGAAGGAUCGUAUGGUUAAGAAAUUGAAGGACCAGCUUUUUGUGGCCCGUGCAUACUUUCCCACUAUAGCAAAACUUCCAAAACAUGGUAAAUUUUCACAUGAAUUGAAGAUGAAUAUUCAAGAUCUUGAGCGUGUUCUCAGUGUAUCUAUUACAGAUGGCGAUCUUCCAAAAGAGAUUGAUAAGAAAUCGAAUCGGAUGGAAGCUGCAAUAGCCAGAGCUAAAUCCUUUGUUAUGGAUUGUAAUAAUGUUGACAAGAAAUUAAGACAAAUAUAUGAUAUGACUGAGGAUGAGGCUGACUUCCACAUGAAGCAGAGUGCAUACCUUUUCCAACUUGCCGUCCAGACUAUGCCAAAAAGUCUUCACUGCCUGUCUAUGAGAUUAACAGUUGAAUACUUCAAAUCUCCUUUGAUCGAUAUGAAACCCUUGCGAGCUGAGAAAUAUUCAGAUCCAAUGUUGCAACACUAUGCUAUUUUCUCAAGUAAUGUGCUUGCGUCGUCAGUAGUGAUCAAUUCAACUGUAAUGCAUGCAAAAGAAAGUGGGAAUCUGGUAUUUCAUGUUGUGACAGAUCGAAACAAUUACUUUGCCAUGAAACUUUGGUUCUUAAUAAAUACUUACAAGGAAGUGACAGUUCAGGUGCUGAACAUUGAAGAUCUUAAUCUGAACUACCAUGACAAAGCAACUUUGUUGCAGCUGUCGUUGCCUGCGGAGUUCCGUGUUUCCUUACAGAGUGUCUAUUAUUUGCCCAAAAGCGGAUCUAGAACAGAGUACUUAUCUGUUUUUUCCCAUUCACAUUAUCUUCUUCCUGAGAUAUUCCAGAAUUUGAAGAAAGUUGUGGUUAUGGAUGAUGAUAUCGUUGUGCAACAAGAUUUGUCAGCCCUGUGGGAUCUUGACAUGGAUGGGAAGGUAAAUGGUGCUGUGAAUUUUUGUGGAGUGAGGCUAGGUCAGCUGAAUAGUUAUACGGGUCAGAAUGGCUUUGAUGGAAGUUCCUGUGCUUGGAUAUCUGGAUUGAAUAUAAUUGACCUGGUCAGUUGGAGGGAGCAUAAUGUUACUAAUGCCUACUGGAAAUAUGUACAAGAGCAGCUGAGCAUGGGGGAUGGAUUGCCUGGACCUGCUUCCUUGCCUGCUAGCUUGCUGACGUUUCAAGGCCUAGUUUAUGCUCUUGAUGGUACAUGGGUUCUGUCGGGGCUGGGUCAUGACUAUGGGCUUGAUAUAAAAACCAUUAAGAAAGCUGCAGUGUUACAUUAUAAUGGGAAAAUGAAACCCUGGCUUGAGCUGGGAAUUCCAAAAUACAAAGCGUACUGGAAGCAGUUCCUGAAACAAGAGGAUCAGUUCAUGAGUGAGUGCAACGUCAAUUCGUAAGUAGGUGAUGAUCCGGGUGCUGCUGGAAUGUAUGGAAAAAAUCUAGCGAUCUAGGGUUUCUAGAACCAUUGACGUCCGGAUGACCAGUACCAUUUUUUGUGGUUGGGAAGAAAUCGCCUGAGCAAAGGCUGGGAGGGGCAAUGAUGAUUACAAGGAUGUGAUUGCUGUGUUGAAUUCCAUGCAGGUAUUUCUAUUUUUUUUUUGGGUAAAUAAAAAAAAAGAAAGAGAAUUUUAUCUACUUCCCGACCAAGCCGAAAGCAAAAGAGUCUCACAAAUGCCGCAUUUGGCAGUCUUAAAAAGGCUUGAAAUGCCAAAAUCUGAUGGGAAAAUGCAGCUGAAAGAGAAGAGGGGCUUGGUUGUGUACUCUGGCGGUGAAGAGUAACAUGGGGGGAACCUCCUUUGACGAAUAUUUCUGUACACGGGAGUUGUUCAUUCAAAAGCUAAUUGUGAUAUAAAUGAUCAUUGGAUUGAGAAUAUGCCAGAUGCUUUGACGCCCUUAACGUUAAUAUUCUUUAUGGUUUUUAAUCCAUUCGAUUUAUA